UGAAGACCAAUCACAGAGCUCGUAGAUGGAAGGCAGUAUGUUUGAGACUAUGCAGGCAGGAGGUGUUUGAAGAACCAUGUCAGCUCCUCUGGUGAUGUAAAGAAGGAUCCCUUUCGCUUUUAUUUUUAUUCUUCCAAACACUGGAGAUCAUGUGAAUUCUAACUUACUACUUCGGAGAUUUUUUUAAACGAACGAUGCGUUGGACUUAAGUGUGGAUUUUUUCCCAGGUUUUCAUCGCUGUCCGACAGAACUCAUGAAACCCUCUUCAGAGCGACGGUUUAUGGACUCCCGUUUUAGCUAAUGAUGUCUGUGGGUUUCAUGCCUGACAGUCUGAAUGGCUCGGAUCCCUCCAAAUCUGCCUUUCUGGAAUUUAGCCAUGGACAUCCGGCGCAUCAGCAGCACUCUCCCGGACUCUCUCAUAUUUACCCCGUCCAUGGCUUGCACGCUGCUGGGCAUUCCCAGCACGAAAGUCCUUUUCCCGGCAACACGUCCUACGGCCGCUCUUUGGGCUACGCCUACCCAGGCGCGAUGAACCCUCAUCCCCCGUCUGCUUACAUGCCCUACCAGCACAGCAAUCACAGCAACAGCAGCAGUUUGGCCCACAGCAGAUUAGAGCAGACAGACCGCGACAGGUCCACUGUGAUUGAAAGCAGGGACCUUCGACUAAAUGGCAAGGGGAAGAAACUCCGGAAGCCUCGGACCAUCUACUCCAGCCUGCAGCUGCAGGCUCUGCACCAGCGCUUCCAGCAGACCCAGUACCUGGCCUUACCGGAGCGCGCUGACUUGGCGGCGAAGCUGGGGCUCACCCAGACUCAGGUGAAAAUAUGGUUUCAAAAUAAGCGCUCCAAGUAUAAAAAGAUCAUGAAGCAUGGCAGCGGAUCAGAGGGAGAACAUCUCCACGGCACCAGCUCGCUGUCUCCCUGCUCGCCCGCGUUGCCUCAGCUAUGGGAGGUCUCCAUGGCGAACAAAGGAGCCCCAGUGCACCCGAACAAUUACAUGAACAGUUUCGGCCACUGGUAUCCGAACCACCACCCUCACCAGGACGCGAUGCCCAGGCCUCAGAUGAUGUGAGUGGAUUGUUUUUGGUGUUCGCAGGCCGGUUGCUUGGCCUUUAUGAGGCGCACGUCAGCCUACACUAAACCAUUUGAGGCCUCCUUUCAGAACUGAACUGAGUUUGAAAGCGUGUUUAUCAGACCUUCUUCACUGUAUUUCGUGUGCGUUUUGAAUCCAGUUUUUACUGCAAAAUUCAACCAGGCAUCAAAUUGUUGUUGUUGUAGUUGUUGUUGUUUUUUUUUUUUUUUUUUUGUUUUUUUUUUUUUUUUUUAGGUUUCUUAUGUCGCUGCAACCUCUGUUGCGCGACCUCUCUGAACUGUGUGUGUUUGAUAAGACAUUCUGGAUAAAAGAGCUUUAAGAAAUA
Mugil cephalus (flathead mullet) is the source of this 1417-nucleotide messenger RNA. RefSeq names its product distal-less homeobox 4b (gene dlx4b). Gene Ontology annotation, molecular function: RNA polymerase II cis-regulatory region sequence-specific DNA binding; DNA-binding transcription factor activity, RNA polymerase II-specific. The record is from RefSeq and is a predicted model, not a curated record. NCBI's taxonomy places the organism in Eukaryota, Metazoa, Chordata, Actinopteri, Mugiliformes, Mugilidae. Gene Ontology annotation, biological process: embryo development; negative regulation of transcription by RNA polymerase II; cell differentiation. The transcript is spliced from 3 exons. The coding region runs from base 301 to 1071 and encodes 256 amino acids.